ACGUGGAUGGAGCCGGCUGUCGCACCAUCCCCUUGCUUAGAACUUACACAUGUGCUAACUUACAUGGUUCUCAAGAUGAGUGAGUCUCUCGAUGAUUGCACGAUGGUUCAAAAUAGACAUUUCUUCACGUGAAGCUCUUACCACAGACUCAUGGUUUUACAACAACCGACUUGUGUUGGAGGCAUGGAGUGUUGACUCAGCGGGAAGCCUUGGGCAUCCCCCGCUCUCACCACGCCCCGACCCCUGUCAACAGGUGUCACAAGACAACCACCCCACUUGACUUGAACAAAGAGCCUUCAGGACAUUCUUCAACCAUGCAACCUGGGAC
Aspergillus aculeatinus CBS 121060 is the source of this 328-nucleotide messenger RNA. RefSeq lists its product as uncharacterized. Lineage: Eukaryota; Fungi; Ascomycota; Eurotiomycetes; Eurotiales; Aspergillaceae. The coding region runs from base 92 to 280 and encodes 62 amino acids. The transcript has a single exon. The record is from RefSeq and is a predicted model, not a curated record.